Messenger RNA from Peniophora sp. CBMAI 1063, 291 nucleotides. The record is from the annotation of a GenBank genome assembly. Lineage: Eukaryota; Fungi; Basidiomycota; Agaricomycetes; Russulales; Peniophoraceae.
AUGAUCGCCAAGCUCGUCGUACACGGACCGCAUCGCGAGAGUGCAUUGCGUCUACUGUCGCGGGCACUCGAAGAGUACAGGGUCGUCGGUGUUCACACGAACGUCGAGUUGAGGCGUUUGCUCGCUUCACACCCGAAGUUCAUCGAAGGUGAUGUGGACACAGGUUUCAUACCAGUACAGGCACAGAGCAAAGCCCCUCCCACCGCCAUCACCGCCAAACCCCGAAGACGUAGCGUAGGCAGCGUUAUUCGCAGCCCUCCGCGACCCGGUGUUUCGGCGGUCAGUGACUAA